AUGGAACCAGUGGACAAUAAAGAUCUACAUAGUGCAGAAUCUGUAAGAUGGAUUCUGGAGAGCAUUGAGAUUGAUAAAAUGGCUGAUGUCCCAUUAAUUGAAGAUGAAAAUAUGGGUCCUAUACAGAAAUUUACAAAUCAAAAAUCUUUGGAGAAAAAAGCAAGCAUAACAAGAAAGAGGAACCAAAUUCAGGAUAAUGCUCCUAGGAUGGGAAGAAUGAAUUCUGGCGCAGCUCAAGGGCUUAGGGGCCUACGAUUUCUUGACAGGACAACAACGGGGAAGGAAGGAGACGAGUGGACGGUGCUUGAGAAACGAUUCAAUCAAUACGCUCUUGAUAAUAUGCUGUUUAAGGACAAAUUCGGAGCGUGCAUUGGAAUGGGUGAUAGCACAGAAUUUGCCUCCGAGUUGUUUGAAGCAUUGGCAAGGCGUAGGAACAUCAGCACAGAAAAUGGGAUUAGCAAAGAAGAACUAAGAAAAUUUUGGGAAGACAUGACAAACCAUGACCUUGAUACUAGGCUUCAUAUUUUCUUUGACAUGUGUGACAAGAAUGGCGAUGGAAUGCUAUCCGAGGAUGAGGUUAAAGAGGUUCUAGUAAUGAGCGCUUCGGCAAACAAACUGUCGAAAUUCAAGCAACAUGCUGCAACAUAUGCUGCUUUAAUCAUGGAAGAGCUUGAUCCUGAUCAUCAUGGAUAUAUAGAGAUGUGGCAACUUGAAGUUCUGCUAAGGGGAAUGGUUACCUCAGAUGAAGGGAAAAAGUACACGAAGAAGCCACAAACUCUAGCAAGAACUAUGAUCCCAAAACAAUACAGAACACCAGUACGAAAGUUCGUAUCAAAAAAUUCUGAGAAAGUAUACGAGAAUUGGAAGAGAAUAUGGGUACUCACCUUGUGGUUAUGUAUAAAUAUUGCACUCUUUACAUGGAAGUUUAAACAAUAUCAGUUGAGGGGCGCCUUCCAAGUCAUGGGUUACUGUGUCUGCAUUGCCAAGGGUGCUGCCGAGACUCUUAAGUUCAAUAUGGCUCUUAUUCUCCUUCCAGUGUGCAGACGAACUCUUACAAAGCUCAGAGAAACAUUCCUUGGUACCUUAGUCCCCUUCGACGAUAACAUUAACUUCCACAAGUUGAUUGCAUUAGCAAUUGCUGUAGGAACCUUUCUUCAUACUAGUAUGCACUUGAGUUGCAAUAUUGUAAGAUUGACAUCAUGUCCAAACAAUCAGUUUAUGGCUAUUUUUGGACGUGCCUUCAACUAUCACCAGCCGACUUAUUUAGAAGUCGUUGGAACCAUCCCGGGAAUUACUGGCGUAGUGAUGAUAAUUCUGAUGAUUUUCUCCUUCACAUUGGCAACACAUUCAUUCAGGAGGAAUGUCAUCAAAUUGCCAUGGCCUUUUCACCAUUUAGCAGGAUUCAAUGCCUUCUGGUAUACACACCAUCUGCUGGCUCUUGUUUAUAUCCUCCUCAUCUUCCAUGGUUACUUCAUAUUCCUCACCAGAGAAUGGUACAAAAAGACGACAUGGAUGUAUAUUGUUGUACCAAUGCUUGCCUACACCAGUGAGAGAAUCCUCACCCUUUAUGAUCGAAAUUACAGGGUCGACAUUGUUAAGGCUGUCAUAUAUUCAGGAAAUGUAUUGGCACUAUACAUGAGCAGACCUCCAGGAUUCAAAUAUAAGAGUGGAAUGUACCUCUUUGUCAAAUGUCCUAAUAUAUCAAAUUUUGAAUGGCAUCCCUUCUCUAUCACUUCUGCACCAGGUGAAGACUACUUAAGCGUCCACAUACGCACGCUGGGAGACUGGACUACCGAACUUAGAACGAAAUUCGCCAAGGCGUGUGAACCUCAGUGUACACAACCAAGAAGGGGAAACCUAGUAAGAAUGGAAACAAAAGCAUAUUCAGAAACACAACAUUCACAAGAAUUCCCCCAAAUCCUGAUUAAAGGACCUUAUGGUGCACCAGCGCAGAAUUACAAGAAAUAUGACAUUCUUCUGCUAAUUGGUUUGGGGAUUGGAGCAACCCCAUUUAUCAGCAUUAUAAAAGAUAUCUUAAAUAAUGAGGCUGAAUCUGGAAAGGAAGAUAGUCAACCUUUAGAUAAGAAAGGUCCAGAAAGAGCAUACUUUUAUUGGGUGACACGGGAACAAGGAUCCUUCGAUUGGUUCAAAGGUGUCAUGGAUGACAUUGCAGAAUAUGAUCACAAUCACACAAUCGAAAUGCACAACUAUUUAACAAGUGUGUACGAGGAAGGAGAUGCUCGAUCAGCACUAAUAGCAAUGGUUCAAUCUCUUCAACAAGCUAAAAAUGGAGUUGAUGUUGUUUCAGAAAGCCGGAUCAGAACACAUUUCGCAAGACCUAACUGGAAAAAAGUCUUCACGCAUUUGGCCACGACACAUCCAUCUUCGCGGAUUGGUGUUUUCUACUGUGGAAGUCCAACACUUACCAAGCCACUUAACCAGCUUUGCCAGGAACUUAGCUUGACUUCAUCCACCCGCUUCCAUUUUCAUAAGGAAAACUUCUAG
Molecule: messenger RNA, 2505 nt
Organism: Fraxinus pennsylvanica
Lineage: Eukaryota; Viridiplantae; Streptophyta; Magnoliopsida; Lamiales; Oleaceae
Source: the annotation of a GenBank genome assembly